AUGGCAUUGGCAGACAACAGGCGCUCAGGGCGCACGCUCCCUGCAGGGGUGCGACAGUCCCGCACACGCCUGCCCACUGCCCGCUUUCCUGUGGGAGAGCUGCACCUGAUGCUUCAAGGGUCCCGAGUCCGCAGCUGCCCUCCGGCCCGGGGCCCCUGUGCGCCAGCCCUGGAUGGUGGCUCUGUGCCGGGGCAUAGAGGGAGGUGGGGGACGCACGAGGAGGACCAGGACAGAUGUCGGGUCGCCACGGCUAACCAACGUGUCCCCCCAGGGCCUUGGACAUGGCACGCGCGGCGCACCCCGGACAGAGGUCCUCGGUGGCUCGAGUGCAAGGGCGGCAAGACAGGUCUCCCCGUCGCCUUCCUGCAGGCCCCCGUGGACCUGGACACGUACCAGAGCUCCUACAUGGUCCACUACCAGCCCUACGGGAAGCACAGAUACUCCAGGGUCACCCCACAGGAGCAGGACAAGCUGGACGCCCAGCUCCGCUACAAAGAGUUCUACAGGCCUGUGGCCAGCCUCAACCCCAAGCUGGAGGACGGCUUCCCUGCCUUUGAAAGACCCCACAUGACCGCCAGGGACCUGGGCCUGCCCGGCUUCUUCCCCCCACAGGACUCUGCGGCCCGUGUGGAGUCCACGCCGCGCUGUGUACUGUUCAGCAUCUGCCCCUGGGUGUACCCGGCUUCCCCUGCCCUCUGCCUGGCCCAGGGCGACCCCAACAGGCUUCCCCAGGUGGCCCGCUUCCCGUGCCUCCUGGAGCUCCAACACCAGCCGGUGGCAGAGGAGGGCACGGGCUACCUUCUGCUGCCCGGCUGUCCCUGUCCCUGUCCUCCUCACCAAAUGCUCAAGGUCCCCGUCCUGUAUCGGUGGGGACCCCUCCUGCCAUUUUACCAGUAG
Molecule: messenger RNA, 897 nt
Organism: Sciurus carolinensis (gray squirrel)
Lineage: Eukaryota; Metazoa; Chordata; Mammalia; Rodentia; Sciuridae
Gene: Spmip9
Product: testis expressed 37
Exons: 3
Coding region: 1-897 (298 amino acids)
Cellular component (GO): cytoplasm
Source: RefSeq, a predicted model, not a curated record